Messenger RNA from Pantherophis guttatus, 12272 nucleotides. RefSeq names its product WNK lysine deficient protein kinase 1 (gene WNK1). NCBI's taxonomy places the organism in Eukaryota, Metazoa, Chordata, Lepidosauria, Squamata, Colubridae. The record is from RefSeq and is a predicted model, not a curated record. Gene Ontology annotation, molecular function: protein serine/threonine kinase activity; ATP binding. Gene Ontology annotation, biological process: protein phosphorylation.
AGGAGGAGCGGCGUUGACGCAGGCGUGGUGGAGUGCGGACGGAAAAAGGGGGGCGUGGCCUCGCAGUCUGUCUCUCGCUCUCUGGCGGACAGGGAGAGAAGCGAGCGAGAGGGAAGAAGAGUGUCGCUGUGCGCGCGUCUUUCGGGGGCGGUCGCCAUUUAGCGCGGCCAGUUUCCCCCUCACUCGGGAGAGGUGGCAGUGAGAGGCCCAUCCCCCACUCUCCUCACGAGUGGGAGGGAAGGACGGACGUGUGAAGAAGCCCCGGCGGUGGCAGGCGAGGGCAGGGCAGGCGCGGCGCCCCUUCUGGGUGAUUUCUCCGCCUUUCCUCCCACUCCCUCAGGCCAGGCGGGUGUCGGAGCGGAGGGUGGCCUUCUUCUCUUCGGGCUGAAAAACGAAGCCCCCUAACGAGGGGCGGUGGCGGCGGGCGUCCCGGCAUCGCGUGAGGGAACGAACGGAAGAAGAAGAAGAAGAAGGGAAGAGGUCUCGGCGGCGAGGACGGGCCGGGGAGGAGCCUAAGGCGAGCGGCUGAGCCGGACUUCAACGGAGGCAAGGAGCUGGGCGAGACGGAACGCGCGCGGCCGCGACAGCCACGGGCCUGCCCUUACCGCGCACCCCACCCCGCUGGUCCGGGGCCUGCCGAAGGCUCCUUCCCGGCCUCUUUCCUCCUCUGACUCCCCCACCCCACCUUCGCCGCCGCCGCCGCUGCUGCUGCUCCUCCAUGUCGGCCCUGCUGUUCGGCUCCCCGCUGCAGCAGGAUGGAUGCGGACACUGACUGGGGAUCCACCCCGCCUCCGCCGGCCCAGCCCGCUCCACGAGUCGCCUCGCUCCACGCCGCCCGGAGAUUCCGGGAGCCGCCUUUGCAGCAGCAGCAGCAGCAACACCAAGAGCACCAAGAACCGCCGCCGCCGCUUCUGCCGCCUUCCGAGCAGCUCUUGGGCGCGCUCGCCGCCUCGCCUUGACUGCCCUCGCGUCAGCUGCUGCAGCGGCAACUGCUGCGCCUCCCCUUCGACAUCAUGUCAGCGGGCGCUCCGGAGAGCGGUGCGGCGGCGGCGGCGGCUGCUACUCCUCGCUUCCUCGCCCCGCCGCCUCCCCCGCCCAAGAACGGCUCGAGUUCGGACAGCUCCGUUGGCGAGAAGCUCGGGGUGGCCGCUGCGGGGACGUCGUCCGCCCCGGGAGACUCCGAAGGUUCGGAAGGGGCUAAUUGCCGUAGCGAGGAGUACCGGCGACGCCGGCAUACCAUGGACAAGGACAGCCGUGGUGCGGCGGCCACGGAACACCGCUUUUUCCGCCGGAGCGUCAUUUGCGAUUCGAAUGCGACCGCUCUGGACCUUCCGCGGCUGCAACCCGCGGCGCCUCCCCCGGCUGCUACCGCCGCCGCCGCCUCCUCUGCUCGAGGGAGCAUCCCGCCCGUGUUGGGCUCUCCUCCCGAGUCUGUCAUCCAGGCAGCCGGCGCUUCUGUCACCUCCAGCCAGCCCCCCGCGUUGCUACUACAGCCGCCCGCACCUCUGCCUCCAGCCGCAGAAGUGCCGUCUGGUCCAGAGCUCUUGGUAGCGAAGGAGGUUACCCCCUUAUUAGCCAAGGAGGAAGGGAUUGAAGCCGCUCCACUGCCCCCUACCAGUACGGCAGGAAGCGUUACCGCUUCGGCCCGGGAUCUGCAGGAAGAGCGGAGUAAGAAGCAAGAAGAUAUCGAAGAGCUGGAGACCAAAGCCGUGGCUUUCUCCCCAGAUGGUCGUUUUUUGAAGUUUGACAUUGAGAUUGGCCGAGGCUCCUUCAAGACUGUCUACAAGGGACUAGACACUGAGACCACAGUGGAGGUUGCUUGGUGUGAGCUGCAGGAUCGGAAGCUGUCCAAAUCAGAAAGACAACGGUUUAAGGAGGAAGCUGAAAUGCUGAAAGGGCUUCAGCAUCCUAAUAUUGUUAGAUUCUAUGAUUCCUGGGAAUCUACAGUCAAGGGAAAGAAAUGUAUUGUUCUGGUUACAGAACUUAUGACAUCUGGCACAUUGAAAACAUAUUUAAAAAGAUUUAAAGUGAUGAAAAUCAAAGUGCUGCGAAGCUGGUGCCAGCAAAUACUCAAAGGUUUACAGUUCUUGCACACACGCACUCCUCCCAUUAUCCAUCGUGAUUUGAAGUGUGACAACAUCUUUAUCACUGGCCCCACAGGAUCAGUCAAGAUAGGAGAUCUGGGCUUGGCAACUUUAAAACGAGCUUCUUUUGCCAAAAGUGUGAUAGGUACCCCAGAGUUCAUGGCACCCGAGAUGUAUGAGGAGAAAUACGAUGAGUCCGUUGAUGUGUAUGCUUUUGGGAUGUGUAUGCUUGAGAUGGCUACAUCUGAAUAUCCUUAUUCUGAAUGUCAAAAUGCUGCACAGAUCUACCGUCGAGUGACCAGUGGAGUCAAGCCAGCCAGCUUUGAUAAAGUAGCUAUUCCUGAAGUGAAAGAAAUAAUUGAGGGAUGCAUUCGUCAAAAUAAAGAUGAAAGAUAUGCUAUCAAGGACCUUCUGAAUCAUGCAUUCUUCCAGGAAGAAACUGGUGUGCGUGUAGAAUUAGCAGAAGAAGAUGAUGGAGAGAAAAUUGCUAUUAAACUCUGGUUACGAAUUGAAGAUAUCAAAAAGUUAAAAGGAAAAUACAAGGAUAAUGAAGCAAUAGAAUUUUCUUUUGACUUGGAAAGAGAUGUUCCGGAGGAUGUAGCACAAGAAAUGGUUGAAUCUGGAUAUGUCUGCGAAGGAGAUCACAAAACAAUGGCUAAAGCUAUAAAGGAUAGGGUAUCUUUGAUUAAGCGAAAGAGAGAGCAGCGUCAGUUGGUGAGGGAAGAACAGGAGAAAAGAAAGCAAGAAGAAGUCAAUCAGAAGCAGCAGACAGAACAGAAAACACAAGCAGGGGCUGCCCAGCAAGGAACAAAACAGGCUGUGCCUACUACUAGUGUCACUGCCAUUCCCACCACUUCAACUUCUGUUUCUACCCAAGUAGAACCUGAGGAGCCCGAGGCAGAUCAGCACCAACAGGUUCAGUUCCAGCAACCCAGUGUUUCUGUACUAUCUGAUGGCACAGUUGACAGUGGCCAGGGUUCAUCUCUCUUUAGUGAAUCAUGUUUGAGUAGCCAACAGACGGCUUCCUUUACUACCCAGCAUGAACAGACUCUUCCAACACUUCCAGCCUCAGGAUAUUCAGUUCCUGUUGGCCAGCCGCAGUCACAACAGCCUGGAGGAUACCAGACCUCGACGGUGCCUCAACAUGGCUGUAGCAUGUCAGUUUGUGCUUCCACUCUUUCCCCCUCUCUUCCCUUCCCCGUCCCUCCCAGUGCUCCUUCCACCCUGCCAUUAGCAUUGUCUGCACCUCUUUCUUCUUCCUAUCCUCGGACUACCGCGCAGGAAACUUUUGAUGAAAAGCUUUCCAAAGCCCUGGAGUGUGUCCUGCCCAUGCAUAUCACCUCUCCACGCAACCAACGGCGCUCCAGCCUGCCUUCCCUCUUUGUCAGCCCUCCUCAGUCCAUGAUGCAUCGGUAUGGGGGAAUCCCAGCAUUCCUAGAUUCCCAAGUAAUUUUUUCUACCGUUCAUGAACGGCCAGGCUCUUUCUCACCACCACCCACCUGCCCUUUGGGGGUGUCCAUUUCUCAACGGCGCAAAAGUACUUCUAUCCUUGAAGCCCAAACUUGUCAUUUCCAGCCCUUGUUCAAGACCAGUCAAAAUCUACUUCUCCCUAGUGGUAGUCCAACAAUUUGGACACCAGAGACAUUAGCGACAAUGAGCACAACUGCUCAUAACUCCACAAGAGAACACAUUCAGGCUAACACUGUGUCGAACUCGACUCAAACCUUGAAUGAUUACAGACCUGGACAAGCAACUUCGGAAGAUGCUACAAAUGCGUUGACCCAAGAAGCAUUAUAUUUAGUGGGCAUGCACUAUCAAUCUCAAUUACCUGAACAUUACGAGACACUAUCCUAUAAGGCUCAAGGAACUGAGCCAAACUUGCUGCAAGCUCCUGAAGCGAGAAGUGUACAAGGUGGCCCUCUUCAGAAUUCUGCUUUUGAAUAUCAAACAGGGCAGACGUUUUUGGCAAGACAAGUUCAAAAUUUGAGAUUGGAUUCUGGAAUGAAUCCAUUAUUGCCAGUGUCUGGCAUAUCAGCCCCAUUGAGCGCAGACACCAUACAGAUGAAUUUUCAUCCAGUCUUUGUUCCACAUUCUGCACCUGCUAUACUCUCUCACAAUGGGGAUGGUCAAACAAGCGUGUUUGAGUUCCAUGUUCAGACUCCCAGUGUAACUGCAGGAGAAAGUACAACCUUAUCUCAGUGUGUUUAUAGAAAUCGUCACACAGAUUUUAACCAGGAGGAGUCUACCCAAAGAACUUUACAGCCUGUUCGUCUUCAGCCUGUAAAAGAGGAACAGAGUAACUAUAUGAGUUCUGAGUUCAUGAUGAGUAGAGGCAGUUCUGUUCUCCAGAGCUGGCUGGAAGGUAGCCCAGGGUAUUCCAGUGACUCAUCACAGUUAACUUCUUCCGAUACUGGUGAUUUUCUGUCGCCCCCUCCGACUGGGACAUCUGUAUCAUAUGCCACAGAUUUCUCUUUUUCUGCUUCCCAAAUGGCUCAGAAGGUAUUGCCAGAUUCACAGAUCUUCAUCCACUUUCCACAGGGAACUUCAUCUGAACAGGCAGUCUCUGCAUUGGUUUCAACAAGAUCAUCUGCAUUCUAUUCUCAGAUGCAAGGGCAGCCAUCCUCAAAUGAAUCAUCAGUGAGCGCAUCAUCACAACUUUUGCAGCAAAAUCAAUUGACUACCCAACAGCCAACCACCUCUCAGCAGACUGGGCAAUACCAAGUUCCACAGCCACCAGCUUCCACUGGAGCUGCUCCACUACAGCCAGUAACACAACAAGCUCAAGUAAUGCCUAUGCCUCAGGUACCUGCUGGGACACAGCUUCCUGUUUCCCAAACAGUGCCGACCAUCCAGGGUGAAUCACAGUUACCUAUGGGAGCACCUUCCCUUGCUCAGCCUUCAGCUGCCCCAGUCAUGUCUCAUUUCCUCCCAGUGGGACAGCCCAUACAACCACCACUUCUUCCACAGUUCUCGGCCUCUCAGAUGCCCAUGCCAGCACCUCAUGUGUCUGUGGCUCAGCCGUGUUUCCCAUCUCUAUCCAUUUCUAUGGCAACUGGCAUUAACCAGCCAUUGCUUACUCUGGCAACAUCUGCUGCAGCAACUGCUAUUCCUGUGGGUUCAACAGUUGUCCCUAGCCAGCUUCCAACUGUCUUGCAGCCUGUGGCUCAGCUGUCCAGCCAGGUGCUCCCACAACUUCUUCAGCCAGGUGUUCAAUCCAUGGGAUUGCCUUCUACGCUGGGACAAACUGCUGAAGUUCCACUUCCAGCUACAGAUGCUCUGUAUCAGGGCUUCCCACCUCGGCUACCAGCACAGUAUAUUGGAGACUCAAAUAUUGCUUCCUCUUCUGUGGCUUCUGCUUGCCUUCCUUCUGCAGUAUUGUCCCCUCCUUUACCCACAGAAGCAUUGGCUCAGCCAAGCUAUCUUGCUGCGGUAGGGCAGCCUUACAUGGAACAGAGUGUUUUAGUUUCUUUGGGCAGUCUAGGAGGACAGGUUCAAGUGCCCCAGUCUGCUUCCACCCAGCAGACAGCAUUAGAGGGUACAACUCCCGGAAUCACGCAGAUUGCACCUCCAGAGCCUCAGCCUUCAAUACAGCAGCAACCUUCACAAUCAACUCCAUUAGUUUCUUCAAUAGACAGUGCUCAUUCAGAUGUUGCCUCAGGCUUAAGUGAUUGCAAUGAAAAUGUUUCAGCAUCCAGUGGUAGACACGAAGGGAGGACUACAAAGCGGCAUUAUCGUAAAUCAGUACGCAGCCGUUCUCGUCAUGAGAAAUCUACACGUCCCAAACUGAGAAUUCUUAAUGUUUCAAAUAAAGGUGAUCGGGUUGUGGAAUGUCAGCUAGAAACACACAACAGAAAAAUGGUUACUUUCAAAUUUGACUUGGAUGGUGACAAUCCAGAGGAAAUAGCUACUAUAAUGGUGCAAAAUGAAUUCAUAUUAGCAAUAGAGAGAGACUCGUUUGUUGAGCAGGUUCGAGAUAUUAUAGAAAAAGCAGAUGAAAUGCUCAAUGAAGAUCCCAGUAUGGAGGCAGAAGGCGAUCAAAGUAUGGAUGGUAUUCAGAACCAGAAAUUGGAUGGAGACUUCAAGCAACCGGAUCCUGUUUCUUCCAUGCCACAAAAAAUAGGUGUACCUCCUAAUUCAUUUACUCAGGUAGUCCACUCUGCUGGAAGAAGAUUUAUUGUCAGUCCUGUACCAGAAAGUAGAUUGCGAGAACAGAAAUUUUUCACUUCCAUUCCAUCAGAAUAUGAGCUUUUUGAUUCAUUUGCUUCCACAUCUCAUGGUCCUGGGAUGAAUCUCUCGCAUUCUGCAUCAUCACUCAGUCUGCAGCAAGCUUUCUCAGAUCUCAAGCAUAUGCAGCACACUGAAGGACCUAGCACAGCUCCCCCAAUUUUUAACCAAGCUGUGCCUCCUUUUCCUACUGUAGCUUUAGGUGCCAAUGGGCUGCCAUCUACAACUGUAACUGCUUCUUCUGAGUCACUUCCUCCCUCCACUAGUAUUUCUUUAUCAGCAACUCAAUCCACAGAAACGGGGUUUCCAGCAAGUGAAGAAUUGUCAGUCCCAAGCUCUCCACCACCAGUGUUGCCUGGGUCACAGUUAAAUAGUGGGGUAGCUUUGAGUGUCAGCGCACCUUCAUUUUCAUCAACAACUGUAGUCCAGGCAGCUUCUGCUACUGGAGAAAUUGUUACUAGUAUUAGCACACCUGCUUCUCUGACGUUGCCACAAGCUGCAACAGGGCCUAGUGUUACAGUAUCAGGUGUUAUGGCACCAUCAGUGCCACCCCAGCAAGUUGGUAGUGCUGUUUCAACAACAUCUCAAACAGUUCCUGUAUCUAUGGCCCAGAGCGUUGUUUCACAGUCUUCUCAGUUGAACACCAGCACUUCUGCUCCCAGCCUAGCAAAAAUGGUAGUGGUUAGUGUGCUGCAGCCAAGAUCAGAAAGUGAACAGGCAUCAGAAAAUCCACAGUUGUGCCAUACAGGUGAAGUACCUGUGCAUGUUUCUGUACCAAUACUCUCUACAGGAGCCUCAGGUACGUCUAGCAGCAGCUCCCAGCAAUCUGUGGUACAGCCACUGCCCGUCCCACCUAUAGUUACCUCAUCUAGCUUUGCAACAUCGUUGGGUGCAGUCUCUACCCCAGUAUUACCCCAGGUCCCUUUGCCUGGUGCCCUACCACUGGCACAGCCAGUAGCUAAUAUACCUGUUGUCCAGCAGACUUUAAUACACAGUCAGCCUCAACCAGCUCCAUUACCCAAUCAACCUCAUACUCAUUGUCUAGAAGGGGAUAUUGACACCCAGCCCAAAGCACCUGGCAUAGAUGACAUAAAAACCCUGGAAGAAAAGCUACGAUCCCUCUUCAGUGAACAUGGUGGAACGGCUCACCCCUCUGUGUCCCUGGAAACAUCUUUAGCAAUGGAGGCCACAGCCAUUCCUGGCUUACCAAGUACUACUGUUGCGCCCACAAAGCCGGUGGCAUCCAUUCCAAGUACCAGUGUGCCACCAGGAAGUUUGGUGCUUGGUCCGACAGGUCUUCCUGUCAUGAUACCAGUUGUCACUCCAGGACAAGCAGGCACCCCAAUUAGUUCUGUCUCAGUGACGUGCUGUCCUGCAACAGCAACAACUAAACCAGGGACGCCUCCUUCAAAACCACCUCUUAUCCGGGCAUCGGCACUACCAGUAGGUUCUGAACUUCCAACUGGUGCUCUACCCAGUGAGCAGCCGCCACCCUUUCCGGGACCUACACUAACUCAGUCCCAACAACCUCUGGAAGAUCUGGAUGCCCAGUUGAGAAGAACUCUAAGUCCAGAGAUGGUUACAACAACUGCAUGUUCUGUGCCACCUGUGGCAACUUCAGCAGUUACUGGAAUGGUAUCCACCUCAGAACAACCCACAGAUUCUGGUUCUCAGGAUGCAGAGAGCAGUGCCACAAGCAGCACCUCCGGAGUUGCAGUUCUUAAGAUGGGUCGUUUUCAGGUGUCAGUGGCUGUAGAUGAUCAGAAAGACAGCGAAAGUAAACCCAAGCACUUUGAUACAACAACCUCAGAAUCCUCAUCUUUGUCUAGCAGCAGUCCAGAAAGUACUCUCGUGAAGCAAAGCUCCAGUGGGACAGCAGAUAAUAUCCCUAUUACUUCAGUGGAUGCAGUAGAUGGUGCGCUCUCUCCCACCGUUCAUUUGCAGCCAACCAAGGUUGGACGUUUCCAGGUGACAACAACGACAGACCAAGUUGGUCGCUUUUCUGUAUCUAGAACUCAAGAUGAGGUAACCUGCCUAGAGAGAGAAGUUCCUGAAGUGGUCCCUUUGUCCAUGGACUCUGAGCAAGUUUCUUCUCCACUUACAACUCCUAAAUCAGAAUUUGCAGAGAGAAGGCCAUCUCUGCAUCUGAAUGGGCCAUCCUCUGAAUUGGAAGCUGCUUUCCUGAGCGGUGCAGCUAAAGAGUUAGAUGAUGGUUCAGGGAGUCCUGAUUCGAUCCACCCUCCAGCCUCAAAAAUCAGUCUUCCAGUCCAGAGUCUCAGCAACUCAUUCAACUCUUCCUACAUGAGCAGCGAUAAUGAGUCAGACAUAGAAGAUGAAGAUUUGAAGUGUGAGCUGCGUCAACUGCGGGAAAAGCACCUUAAAGAGAUCCAGGAACUUCAGAGUCGUCAAAAGCUGGAGAUUGAACUCCUUUACACAAGGUUGGGCAAAGUACCUCCAGCAGUAAUCAUCCCUCCUGCUGCUCCUCUCUCAGGCAGGAGAAGAAGACCUACUAAAGGAAAAAGCAGCAGGUCCAGUCGCAGCAGUUCCCAGGGUAAUAAGAGUCCACAGAUUUUGGGAAACCUGUCUGCUCAGAGUGCCCCUUCAGUUCUACCCCAGCAGCAGACCCUGCACCCUCCUGGUAGUGUCCCUGAAACAGGACAGAACCAUCUGUUACAGCCACUGAAGCCAUCUCCUUCUAGUGAAAAUCUCUAUUCAGCUUUUACUAGUGAUGGGGCCAUUUCUGUUCCAAGCCUUUCUGCACCAGGCCAAGGCUGUGUGAAGUUUAACUGUGCAUCUGAGCGGGUGACAUUCAAGCCUGGUGGCAGGAGGACCCGAUUUCUGAGUACGCCCUGCUUGGCUCUUUGGAAGAUGGUGAAAAAAGUCUGUCCUUGCAACCAGCUCUGUAGGACCAGCAGUAUAAACACUGUUGGAGGUACAGUAAACAACCAGGCACCCCAGUCUCAGCCCCCUGCCUCUAGUCGGAAAGGAACCUUUACUGAUGAUCUGCACAAACUAGUGGACAACUGGGCUCGUGACGCUAUGAAUCUGUCUGGCAAGAAAGGAGGCAAAGGACAUGGCAAUUACGAGGGUCCAGGAAUGGCAAGGAAGUUCUCUGCACCAAGCCAACUCUGCAUCUCGAUGACGUCCUCUCUUGGUGCUACCCCUAUCUCUGCAGCAUCAGCUACCUCCCUAGGCCACUUCACCAAGGCCAUGUGUCCCCCUCAGCCGUUUGGUUAUCCAGCAGUGCCCUUUGUAGCCCCCUGGAGCGGGACGGGUGGUCCAGCACAGCAGCCUUUAAACCAGUUCCAGCCUGUAGGAACUGCCUCAUUACAAAGCUUCAACAUCAGCAACUUACAGAAAUCUAUCAGCAACCCCCCUGGCUCCAAUCUGCGGACCACUUAGUGAUUCCCAGCCACAUUGCUGGGUAGACCUUUGGGCAGGAGUUGGGGCCUGAAUUAACUGCUAUGCUCUUUGUGCCCAAAAGGGAUGGAAGCCCCUCUCUAACCAUUGCUCUCUGCACUCAGUAAGUAAAGCCCCCCUUUCGGAAGAUGGGGAGAACGUGAUCAGGAUCCUCUAAGACGGCACAUGCUUCCUCUAAUUCUUGCAUGUGGCAGAAUGUAUAGAGAUGGAAAUCACCAUGCAAGUCAGCAGCCUCUGACUGUAAAAUUCACAUGACUUAAGAGGCUGGAUCCUAUGGGUUGGGAAGAAAGUUGUUAGCCUUCGCAUGAAUCUUGGUAUUCCGUUUGCCUUGUUCGGAAGAACUAAGCCCAGGGGGAAAGCUGUCCAUUUUUCCAUCAUCUUGUCUAUUCUUUCCUUCAAAGCAUCCCAUCACAGUUCCUGAACGAGUGAGCACACAGAUGGACAUGCAGAAUAGCCCAUGCUUUGAGAUAAGUCUUUCCUGCUUUCAGGAAAAGAUAUUAACAGCUUUGACAGCAGCAUUAGAGCAAUUUAAAAUGUUUAGAAGAAAAAAAUAAUAAUUAAAAGUUCCCUGCGGACAUGUACUUACCAUCAGUUUUGAUGUGGAAACACUGUGAUAUAUAAAUGUUGUUGGACAACAGUAGUUUAAAAAAAAAUGAGUGGAGUAUAGAGGGUUAAACAGUCAAAAAAGAAAAAAUGGGAAAAAAGCUAGCUAUAUCCUGAUACUUAUUGGAGACACUUUAACUUUUUUCCUUUUUAUUUUCAUUGUAUUAGAUAAAUGUGAAUGUAUAAUUGUAUAAAUUAAUGUACUUGAAUACUUGUCUGUUCUCCCAGUAUGCUUGCUGGAUAUUUUAGUGCCUUGGACUUUUUAUUGCUUCUGCAGUUAGCAUCACCUGCCCGGCAGACUUUAGACAGACCGAGGGAAAGGAGAGAGGGAGGUUAUUUUGGACAUAGCCACUGAAAUACCAAAGGCCUAAAACAUUGGAUGCUUAUACUGUAACAGUGUCUAGAGUAGGUGUUGGAGGGGAGCUACUGCAGCUGUACGUUGAAAAGGUAAAGCUAUAGAGAGGUGGGGGGAAAACCAGCAAUGGAUAUUGGUGGAGGGUACAGAAAUGAUGACAUGUUGUGUAACCAGAGUAAAGCUGGGCUGAAUGUGAACAGAGAGAGGGUGGGUGGGGGAGGGAAAGAAAGGAGAAAGGCUUGUCUGAAAGGACGGCUCUUAAGGGCAGGCUGACUGAAAGCUACAAAGGGUUUUAGGAGGGUCAACAUGUGUUCAGAAACUGGAGUUCAUCACUCGGGGGAGCGUGAAAAGUCUCCUGGGGUUUGCUCUUCAUUGUCUUUAAUUCUACCUAGGAAGGGCAGAAACAGAUAUUCCAUGUUGCGGGUUUCAUUGCCAAGGACAGAUACACUUGAAACACUCAGAAUCAAAAAGAACUUUGUUUUUGUUAAAAGUCUAAAGGACUUAAAACUUGGUACCAAGACUAUAACUAUGUUGCCUUCUAGUAGGUGUGCUGUAUCGCCUACUUUCCACUCAAACUCGGUUUCUAACUUGACAUACAGGUUCUCUAUUCAAAUGACAUACUGCAACCAACUAGUAUUACUCUGUAUUGCUGCAGCAGGCUGUGAAGGGUCAAAGUACUUCUAUUUUGUAUUUGGGAGUAGCUUUACUGCUGGUCUAAAAGUUUGUAUACUAAGUAAAAGAAAAAUCUCUCCCCUUUCCCCACCAAAAAAAGUUCCUUUAAGGUUAGCAGGGAAUUUGUUAUUUCUGUACUUGUUCACGCUACCCUCAAACAUAUGCACAGGUUUGUCUUUCCAUCCCUUUGUCUCAAGUUGAAGUUUAGAGUGGCUUUUGUCAGGAAGGGAGGCCUCGGCAUGGUGGCUGGAAAGCGAAAGACGGGAGUCUAUAAGGUAGUUGGGCUUCAACCCCUUUUGCGACUUUAAAGUCCCCAUUGUGACGGAAUAUGGGGAAGCUGUGGCUUCCUACUGUUAAUGGAGAAGCUUUUACUUUCUGAGUUUGUGGCCCAUUCUUCAAAACAAGAAAUGAAUUAAUAUGCAGAAAGUAUAAAGAAUCAGUGAUGAAAGGUGCCACUUCAUGGUUAGAAUUGGUCAGCUGAGUGUUGCACGAGGAUGGUAUUUUGGUUUAAUAUGUUUGAGGUUGGGUUUUUCACUUAGUUAUGCAAAUACUGGUUUUAUUUACCAUUGAUUUCCCUCCUGUGGAUUAAAUAACUGAGGUCUAGAAGAAUUAACUAAUGCUACUGAACUGUUAAAUUAUUUUGUGUUAAUAUUACACUUUUGAAUACCUUUUUUUUCCACAAGAUCUGUUCCUGAAUUACAGAUGUUUUCUUUACAUUAUUUAACAAUGUACACUGUAAAAAUAAAAUAAAAGAAAUUCAAACCUUGGGCUUCCCUGGCCGUAGUUAAUGGUAUGUUUUGCACUAAAUCCAGGCAUUGCGCUUCAUGUACAAUUGCGCUUUGUGCUGCAGUUUGUUACCUUCUUUGUAGAUAUUUAAUGAAAUCAUUCAAAUAAACCAAACCUGCUUUUGUUGA